Messenger RNA from Spodoptera litura, 788 nucleotides. Lineage: Eukaryota; Metazoa; Arthropoda; Insecta; Lepidoptera; Noctuidae. The record is from RefSeq and is a predicted model, not a curated record.
CUAGGAUUGGCUCUGACGGCAGUCAGUACAGCAAAAGAAGAACAAAAAUUAAGGGAAAUUAAUAAAAAAUUGAAGGCCCAACUUGCCAGUUGUGUGGAGAGGUUAGGAUUAGAAUACAUAAGCGGUGGCAAAGAGGAGGUGGAGCUGGAUGAACCUAAUAAACGGAAACGUAAACUGCCAAAACAGUUGACUCCACCGCCACAACCAGAGGAGACGGAGGAAAUUGACGUAGCUGCUCUUUUCUCCCAAGAUCAAUUGCAGCUGAUAUACGCUGCAAUUGACGCAGACGUUUCCUCCUCGGCGGCGACUUCACCACCGGCAGAGGUGCUGCAGCCACCGCCAUGACCGUAUCCACCACCAUUAAGGACGAGGAUUUAGCUCGUAUUUUGGCUCGGAUUAGAAUAAAUACGCGAAUAAGUUCCCCGCAACUUUGUCCUAUCACAAAAAUACAGGAAACUGUUCCAGCAGAAAACAUUAGGCUGGGUAAUUUGGAUCUGGAGGCACAAAUUGCCAAAUGUAUCGAGCAGUUGCCUCCUGAUUACAUCGUCAGCGAUGAUGAAGAGGAGGUGCAGCCGGAAGAGCCCAACGAGGAAAGGCGAGCCAGGAACGCUCAAUAUGAGAGGAAAGGUGAGAGGAGUUGGCGAAAGCCCACUGCGAACUGGCAGAGGCCGCAGGGUGUGACCCUAAUCUACAGCCGCAACCAACCUUUCCGCAAUCAACAUCACUACCUCCAUUUGAACUUUCACCACCAUCAGCACCGCUAUGAAAUUACGACUUGGAAGACUUGA